This is a messenger RNA of Anneissia japonica, 2934 nucleotides long. RefSeq names its product HD domain-containing protein 2-like. Gene Ontology annotation, cellular component: cytoplasm. The record is from RefSeq and is a predicted model, not a curated record. Gene Ontology annotation, molecular function: 5'-deoxynucleotidase activity. The transcript has 6 exons. Bases 36 to 653 code for a protein of 205 amino acids. NCBI's taxonomy places the organism in Eukaryota, Metazoa, Echinodermata, Crinoidea, Comatulida, Comatulidae.
GAUUUUUAUAAGCUCACUCAAUCAACAAUCACAAAAUGGAAAUGACACAGGAAAAGAACUUGAAAUUACAUGAUGAUGUUGCUUCCUGUGAACGGUUGAAAAUGUUGAAGUUUUUUUCUAUGAUCCAUAGGCUUAAGAAUAUUAAACGAGCUGGAUGGGUCCGUACAAAUGUCAGCAAUCCAGAGAGUGUACCGGAUCACAUGUACCGUAUGGCUAUUAUGAGCAUGUUCAUACCGUCAUCGUCAGGAGUCAACAAAGAACACGUUAUGAAGUUGGCGCUGAUUCAUGACAUGGCAGAAUGCAUAGUGGGUGAUAUUACACCAUAUGACAAAGUACCAAAAGAGGAAAAGCAUCAGAGAGAAAGGGAGGCCAUGCAAAAGCUCAGUGAUUUAGCAGGACCAGAAGUAGGACCAGAAUUAUAUAGCUUAUGGGAGGAAUAUGAGCAACAGUCUAGCCCAGAGUCUAAGUGGGUUAAAGAUUUGGACCGAUAUGAAAUGAUCCACCAGGCAUUUGAUUAUGAGAAACAGGAAAACAAGCCAGCAUCAUUACAGGAAUUUUUUGAUUGUACAAAAGGAACUUUUCAACAUGAUGAAAUCAAAAAAUGGGUUCAAGAAUUGGAAACACAGCGGGAAGCACAUAUCAAACAAAGUUGAUGACACAAGACUAGACGCUGUAGUAUUCACUGACCAAUGAUCUGCAAGUACUGCAUAACUAAAGUGGUGUUCACAUUAGAUUAAUUUUGGUCAAACUCACCAGGUAGCUGGUCACGUUGACCAAGAAAAUCCAAUGCGAACAACCUGAGUUUCAUUCUCUUUGGUCAAACUACCCAAAACACGCGGCAGGUUUAACCAGGUGAAUGCUGCCCAGGAAGAAUUACCAGGCGGUUUUUCCAGAGCAGAAAAGACGAAUGCAAACAGCUUGACUUAGUUAAAGUUUUCCUGAGCACAUGCAAACUUUUGCGCACACUUUUCACAGCAUGUAUCCAUGAAUAGACAGGUCAUGCAUGCGCACAAUCUCACUGCAUUUUCUGUAUUUUAAAAGUUUAAUUAUUUUAAUUUUUUAAUUUACUUGAAGUUAAUACUGUUUUUUAAUUUACUGUAUACAAUUUAUUUCUUCUUUUUUUGUAUUUUAAAUCCUUCGUUAUUGUUUUACAUUAUUUAUUUCUAUUAUUUAUUUUAAAUAAUUUAUGUUAUAUAUGUAUAUACUCUCCUUAUUCUGUUAAAGGAGAAUCCUAAACAGGGAUUUAGUUUACUUUUGAAAAUCCUUGGCGUUUUGUUAAUGCUUUCUCAUUAAUUUUUAUUGAUUUCUUUUUAUUUUGUUUUUCCGAAGUUGAAUAAAUUAAAUCAAAUCAAAUCAAUUAGAUUAGUUUUAGGAUAGUUCAUGUGUUAGUUUUCUUCUUUUCUUUUUCAUAUACUUUGAGACUAUUUUUGAUUGUGUAAGGCGCUAUAUAAGGCGAUUUUCAUUUCCAAUGUGCAAACAGCAGGUUGACAAAGGUAAAUUUACCUUUUGUCUUGAUCAAAAAUUAAUCCAAUGCAAGCAUGAUUUAAAACUCUGUCCACUUUAUCAAGUUAUAUCACAGAAUUUGAUAGAACAUGACACUCCAUGAUUUAUUCAUGUAAUUGUUACAAUGUUCAAAUAUUUAAUAGUCAUCUGUUACUAUAGCAUGAAGCGAGAUCAUUUUGUCAGUGACACUGAAUGACAAUAAGUUGUGGUAUAGUUUUUGCUCUCUUCUGAAGCAUGGAUAAAAUUAGAUGAAAACAAAAAGGUGUACAAUUGAGUUUGUGCAUUUUAACUCUCUCUCUCUCUUUCUCAGGUGAGAUCUGCCUUUGUGCAGAUCAAUAUAACAGCCAGGGGCGGAUCCAGAGAUGUCCAAAAAGGGAGUCCCAAUCGAGAUAACACUAGCCUAGGGGGCCCUGUGGAAUUCCCUGCGACAUUUUUUUCUUUCUUUUAUUUUUGAAUUUGCAAAAUGGAUGGGGGAAGCCAGCCAGGCCACCCUUCCCUUAAAUUCGCCCCAGUAACAGCUGCUUAAUGUUGAGCUCUGUCCUGAUCAGCGGCUCUAGGAUAUAUUUUUUGUGGGGGCUAAGUUGUCCGACAAGAGGGACUUGAGCUCGUAGGCUUGAGCUAGGGGACGGAGCUGAGAGGGGGUUCACCUCCUAAAAUAAAUAUAUAUCACAGUUCUCUUUGGUUGAGUUGGUAAGACCAACCUCAUCUGGAUGGCCAGAAAUGGCACUCUCAGACUGUGACAGACAUGUGUUGGCUUGGUGUGGGCCUAUUUUAUAUGUUUUUUUGUGUGACUGCCGGACGAGCUCUGUCCAGCGGGGGGACUUAAGCCCCCGUCCCCCGCGCCGCCACUGGUCCUGAUUAUCAAAUUUUCUUCGACAAAAAACUGUUGAAUGCCCAUUGGCAUAUAAUAGUCUUUAUGUGCCUAUAUAUGGUCAUGAUGUGAUGUCAUCAUGAUCAUAUUUAUGCAUUUCACAUGUUUGUGUCAAAUAAAAUUUGAUAGUUUAGACAAGGCUUUAAUAGAAUAACCACAGUACUGUACUGUAUGACCAAAUUUGUAUUGACGUUUAAAAAUGUUUAGAAGUAAAAAUAUAUAUUUAUAUGUUUUAGUAAAUAGGAGGGAAGUGAUAUUAAACUUAUUACACAUACUGUAGUAGAUAAGUAGCUAUGUAGUAUGUGUGCACAUACAUAUUGUGUUACGAUUACUGUUGUUCAUUGGGGCACUGGAAUUAGGAAUUCGUUUUGAACUGCACACACGGAAAGAAUUAAGUCAUGAAUAUUAAUGGAUUUUUGUCGAGCAGUUAAAAAUAAGAUUUUACCAGAAAUAUUAAUACAGUAUAGUAUUUUAUUUCUGUAUUUGUUCAUUAUAUUUGCGACUUUUUCAAUGAAUGCAGUGAUGAAUAAAGAUAUAUUAAACGGAAAUGAACUCGGGAA